Messenger RNA from Alnus glutinosa, 1152 nucleotides. RefSeq names its product succinate dehydrogenase [ubiquinone] iron-sulfur subunit 3, mitochondrial. Gene Ontology annotation, cellular component: mitochondrion. The record is from RefSeq and is a predicted model, not a curated record. Gene Ontology annotation, biological process: aerobic respiration; tricarboxylic acid cycle; respiratory electron transport chain. Gene Ontology annotation, molecular function: electron transfer activity; iron-sulfur cluster binding. NCBI's taxonomy places the organism in Eukaryota, Viridiplantae, Streptophyta, Magnoliopsida, Fagales, Betulaceae.
AUGUCAAAAACCUGGCUUCGCCAUGGCCACAGCAAGUUAGCACUUAUACUUGGCAGAGAACCAAAGAAGCAAAAAUUUCCUGUGCUGGAAGGUCACCCAGCGGGGCAAGAACAUGCAGAACAAGCUGUUGAGGCCCAAGGAAUCCAAAGCAACAUCGACAAGCUCGUAAAGGAGUUCAGGAUCUAUAGGUGGAGCCCUGACUAUCCCAACAACAAGCCCUACCUGGAAUCCUACUUUGUCGACCUCUCCAAAUGUGGCCCCAUGUUUCUUACUUUAGAGGAUGAUUCAACCUUGAGCUAUAGGAGGUCAUGCAGGGAACGAAUAUGCGGCUCCUAUGCCAUGAAUAUUGAUGGGACCAACACCGUGGCUUGCCUGAAGCCCAUUGACGCCGACACUUCCAGGCCAACCAUUAUAACCCCUCUGCCUCACAUGUUUGUGAUCAAAGAUCUGGUCGUCGACCUCACCUAUUUCUACCACCAGCACAAAUUGAUUGAGCCAUGGCUCAAGGCCAGAAAAGCCUCGCCGGACUGGCGGGAAUAUAGGCAAUCACCUGCGGACAGAAAGAAGCUGGAUGGGCUGUAUGAGUGUAUACUCUGUGCUUGCUGUAGUAGUUCAUGCCUCUACUGGUGGAACCCGGAGGAGUUCCUCGGCCCUGCAACAUUGCUUCAAGCUUAAAGAUGGAUUUGUGACAGCCGGGAUGUUGCGGAUGAACGGCUGCAGGCAAUGACGGAGGAUGAGAGGAGAUUAUAUAGAUGUAGGACUAUUGAGAAUUGCAAAGCUACCUGCCCCAAAAGCCUCAAUCCUGCAGAUGCCAUUCACAAGAUGAAGACCCAUCUGCUUUCGCUGCCUGUGGAGGAGCUUGAGAGCCGGUAAUCAUGUUAUUGCACUCCAAGGAAAGCAUGGUUAUGAGCUUGUAACGCUAUCAAGUUCAAUGAAGUUUUCAAACUCCAAUACGUGUUAUUAGUUCCUUUUUCGCAGGACAAGUAAUUAAGAUUAGAAUUUGCCGCUUUCUUUUUGGCCAGAUGAAAUUGAUGUGUUAUUUUCCUUGGGCAUGGGGGAUUGGGCUGAACAACUAAGAGGGCUUGAAGGGGCUUCAAUCUCCCCCAACCUCAAACGGUUCUCCAUUUUAUUUUAACUGCAAAUACAUAGGCC